Molecule: messenger RNA, 1580 nt
Organism: Vespula pensylvanica (western yellowjacket)
Lineage: Eukaryota; Metazoa; Arthropoda; Insecta; Hymenoptera; Vespidae
Product: methylthioribose-1-phosphate isomerase
Exons: 5
Coding region: 131-1189 (352 amino acids)
Molecular function (GO): S-methyl-5-thioribose-1-phosphate isomerase activity
Source: RefSeq, a predicted model, not a curated record
AAGAGAGAAAGAGAGGGGCCAGCAAGUCAGGCAGCCAGCCGGCCGGCUGCGUUUCAUUCAUAAAAUCCAUCGAAUCGGCUGUCUUACUCGUUGGCUCCGCAAACGUGUCCCCCUUAUCGUUUUCUUUGCGAUGACCUUACAGGCGAUCAAGUGGAAAGAUGGAAAGUUGGAAGUUCUCGAUCAAGUUUUAUUACCAGCAGUUUCUAAAUACAUCGUUGUCAAGGGCGUAGAGGAUGGUUGGAAGGUCAUCAAUAAGAUGCAAGUUAGAGGAGCUCCAGCCAUUGCUAUAGUUGGUUGUCUUAGUCUUUCUACGGAGGUUAGAAACGAAGAUUUCAUUGACAAGAAAUCUUUACGUCAAGAAGUCGAAGGAAAAUUAAAUUAUCUGGCAUCAGCACGUCCAACUGCUGUUAAUAUAAAGAUAGCAGCCGAAGAGCUUAUUGGUUUAAUCAAUAAACUCACGGAAGAUGAUACUGUCACGGUACAACAAAUGAAAGAACAAUUCUUGCAUACUAUAGAUUCCAUGUUACAAAGGGAUAUCGCUGAUAAUAAAGCGAUUGGAAAUUACGGCGCGUUAGAGAUAUUGAAAAACGUUAACGAGGAUAGCUUGGUUAGAAUUCUCACCCAUUGUAAUACCGGUAGUUUGGCGACUGCUGGUUACGGGACAGCUUUAGGUGUAAUUAGAUCUUUACAAGCAAGAAAUGUUCUUGAACAUGUCUACUGUACCGAAACGAGACCGUACAAUCAGGGAGCGCGUUUGACUGCAUACGAAUUGGUGAACGACAAGAUACCAGGGACUUUAAUAUGCGACAAUAUGGUAGCAGCAUUGAUGAAGUCAAGAAAUAUUACAGCAGUAGUCGUUGGUGCUGAUCGAGUAGCUGCAAAUGGUGAUACCGCCAAUAAAAUUGGGACUUAUCAGAUUUCAAUUAUAGCAAAAUAUCAUAACGUUCCAUUUUAUGUGGCCGCUCCACGAACUUCAAUAGAUUUUGCAAUACCUAGUGGUGAUCAUAUAGUUAUCGAAGAGAGACCCGAAAGAGAAAUGACACAUAUAAACGAUCAACGUAUUGCAGCAUCUGGUAUACAGUGCUGGAAUCCAGCAUUCGAUAUAACUCCUGCCAGUCUUAUUACAGGCAUAAUUACGGAAGUUGGUGUUUAUAAGCCAGAAAAUUUAAUAAAACUAUUCCUACAAUAGGAUAUAUAUAUAUAUAAUUUGGCUUACGCUUAACAGCACCUUUAAAUAAGGUAUAAUAAGAAGAUAAGAGAAAUGAUAUUCGAUCAAACAAUGCAUAAAAAUUGGAACCAAGUGCCAAAAGGGUUUAACCUCCUAAGUAUUAUUUUCUAACAUUAUUGCAAUCCAUUCUAGCAUUUAAUAAGUGUACGACAUAAUAUACAUCCUUGAAUUUAAAUAUAACCAAGAAGAAAAUUUCUCAAAUGAUGCCGAUUGUAUAUAAUUUAUAAUUUUCUAAGAAUUUUGCAUUCUAAAAUACAACAGCCUAACUGGCUUUUUUCAAAGCAACGUUUAUACAUUGUUAAAAAAAAAAAAAGAAAAAAAAAGAGGGGGGAAAAAAAGAAAGAAGAAGAAA